Molecule: messenger RNA, 921 nt
Organism: Mycena indigotica
Lineage: Eukaryota; Fungi; Basidiomycota; Agaricomycetes; Agaricales; Mycenaceae
Product: Lipase-3 domain-containing protein
Exons: 11
Coding region: 1-921 (306 amino acids)
Biological process (GO): lipid metabolic process
Source: RefSeq, a predicted model, not a curated record
AUGGACGGCCUUCUUCAAACUCUUGUCAUUCUUUUUGCCUCCGUGUCUUUGGUAGCAGCCGCCCCUGCUCAACAAUCCAGCCAACCUAUCACUUCGCUUUCUGCGGCUAGCAUUGCGGCUUUCAAACCCUAUUCAUAUUACGCUGCUGCUGGCUAUUGCUCUCCCGCGAAAACCCUUGCAUGGAACUGUGGAGGUAACUGCCAAGCGAACCCGACCUUCAAGCCUGUUGCGGCCGGUGGAGAUGGCGACGCCACCCAGUUCUGGUUUGUCGGCUAUGACCCAACACUUGCAACUGUCAUUGUUUCCCACCAAGGCACCGAUCGGUCGCAAGUCUUGCCUUGGCUGACGAAUGCAAACUUCUUCCUGAAGAGUUUGGACCGCGAUUUUUUUCCUGGCGUCAGCUCAUCCGUCCAGACCCAUAGUGGGUUCGCCCACGAGCACGAGAAGACAGCCCCCCAGAUUCUUCGUGCCGUCAAAACGACAAUCUCCAAGUUUGGCGCGAAGAAGGUCACCAUGGUUGGCCACAGUCUAGGCGGCGCUCUUGCCCUUCUCGACUCGGUUUACCUGCCCCUCUAUAUAUCCAACGUCACUUUCCAAACCAUCACCUAUGCGAUGCCUCGAGUUGGCAAUGCCAACUUCGCCGACUUGGCCAGCCGUGGCAACACCGUCACCCACAUUAAUAACAAGAACGAUCUCAUUCCGAUCUUGCCUGGCCGGACUAUCGGGUUCCGUCAUCCCACAGGCGAGAUUCGCAUCCAGGACUCCGGUGCUUGGUAUCGCUGCCCAGGAAGUGACAACACCAACAAACUGUGCACGACAGGAGCUGUUGGAAGCAUCUUCGAGGGCGACCAAAGCCAACAUGAUGGUCCGUAUGAUGGUGUGAAGAUGAGCUCGAAAUGUCCUAGUGUUUUGUCAUCGUAA